CAUGCCAACCCCUUCACCCGUCACCAUUCACCACGAUUCGAAAUUCCAUGGGCCGACCCAAGGUUCACUUCAGGCUCGGGGACCAUCUCCACACUCUCCGGACUCUCGGAAGUCGUUGACGCCAUGAGAGUUAAUAAUUGAUGGUCCCCGAUUAUCUCCUCUUCCCGGGGAAGUAAAAAUUGAAUCCCUUACUUCACAAGUUGGGAUGGCGCAUCUGUUCGCUCAUUUUUAUUUCUACCUUGAGUUGAUAUAGAGUGAGGGGUCGGCACGAUUAUCGCUCAAUCUCGGUUCCUACACACUUGAGCACCAUGUUCACCCCGGUUCAUACCUCCCUGGGCGCUCUUUUGCUCUAUCAGGGCUCCUCCGGCCUGCUUUUGCACAAUGGGGCCGUCUUCGGUAUCUCGUCCUUCCUGUCAGGGUGCGUCUUGAACCCCAACCAAGACAAUGUGCCCAUCAUCGCGGGCCUCGUUUCCAGCAUUGCCCCGGUUUAUCUGUUCGCCCCGUCCUUGCUCCCGUCAUAUCCGGCUUCGCCGUCCACGUGGGCCGCGUUGGCAUCUACCGUCGGGACUGGAUUCUUGCUGGGCUGGGGAACAAAGAACGGUCGAGGCUGCACAUCGGGCCACAUGCUGUGUGGUCUCUCGCGUCUGUCCCCGCGCUCGUUGAUUGCAACCGCCAUCUUCUUCACGACCGCCCUGCUCACGGCCAACUUCGUCGGCGGAGGUCAGAACAUCCCGGCCUGCGCGGGGGGCAUUCCCUGCUACACGCCCGUCUAUCCGUCGAGCCACGAACUGGCAGUCAUGAUCGGAACGACCAUCCUCACCUUCAUCACCAACUUCAUCGUCGUGCCGCGCGUCCUGAAGCGAUCCGAAAAGUCGAAAACGAUCUAUUCGUACAUCGCCGGUCUGCAGUUCGGUAUCGGCCUGAUCUUCUCCGGCAUGGCCGACCCGGCCAAGGUGUUGCGCUUCUUCGCCAUCCUGACGGACCCGUCCCGCUUCGAUCCGUCCCUAGCCCUCAUCAUUCUGUUCGGCAUCGGGCCGUCCCUGAUCACGUACCUAUCGAAGAAACCAGGCCAGGACACGAGUGACAGCGCAGACAAGCCUACGAAGCCCACUUUGGCGGAGACCUGGCGGCUGCCCACGGCCACCGUCGCCGACAUCGACUGGCGGUUUGUCACCGGCGCCGCGGCCUUCGGGCUCGCCUGGGGAUUACGGGGAGUGUGCCCGGGUCCUGCGGUCCUGCGCGCGGUUCUGCAGCCCGUGUGGGGAGUGGCAGAGAUGGCGGGAUUCAUGCUGGGCAGUGCAUUGUAGAUAUCGGAAGUUCCGCGGUUCAUUAUGAUAAGCCGGGUCUUUCCACGCGUACAUAGCAAAAGCGACAACAACACCGGAAAUGUAUUAUUAGGUAUCAAGCCUGGCAAUCGGUUCCUAAUACAAGAACAAGAAAAGCAAAGGCGCC
Molecule: messenger RNA, 1452 nt
Organism: Aspergillus candidus
Lineage: Eukaryota; Fungi; Ascomycota; Eurotiomycetes; Eurotiales; Aspergillaceae
Product: YeeE/YedE family protein
Exons: 2
Coding region: 309-1307 (332 amino acids)
Cellular component (GO): plasma membrane
Source: RefSeq, a predicted model, not a curated record